Octopus bimaculoides (California two-spot octopus) is the source of this 3075-nucleotide messenger RNA. RefSeq lists its product as uncharacterized. NCBI's taxonomy places the organism in Eukaryota, Metazoa, Mollusca, Cephalopoda, Octopoda, Octopodidae. Gene Ontology annotation, molecular function: protein binding. The record is from RefSeq and is a predicted model, not a curated record.
UAAAGACUUGUAAAAUAAAUGCUACGGAUGUCAUAUUAGCUUGAUUCGUCUCUGUGUGUGUGUACGUGUAUACAUGUACAACACCAAUUUUCCGGUAACUGAUGGUCCGGUACUGUCUUUAACCUGGAUGAAUUUCGAAGGGGAACAUGAAAUACUCGGGAGUGCUAGUCUAGAUCACUGCGCGAUCACAGUUAGUGUUGCAUGCACCGUGUGUUCUCGUGUAUUAUUUCCAUUGCAUUUGUUAGUGGAGAUCUUAAAAUUUUGAGAACUCCUCUGCUUGUUUAACUUGAAGUUACUCCUAGCUAUGUUAUUUCUAACGUAAACAAGUCCCUAUUAAUCACAGAUAAAGUAGAACUGUUGAGAAAAAAUAUGGACCGUGGUGUUUUAGUACGUAAUCUGUGUCGGCAUUGGUUCAUCAACUGCUUAGAAACAAAAGGACAGAAUAUUAAAGUUUUAUGCAAACAUUUAUUCGAAAAAUGGAAAUGAUUGUUAGAAAAAUUAUGAAAGAUCAUAAGAGUAUUGAUUACGAGCAAGUGAUAAUGGAAUUGUUUAACAGUGUCAGUGAUGGAGUAGACUUGUCAGGUAACGUGAUAAUGGAACGAGUUAAGUUGUUUCAUAAAGAACUCAAAUUAGAACAUGAGUGUGUCUAUAGUGAAAAGUAGCUUCAAAGAUUCAAGAAGCAUCAUGAAUUUUCCAUGUAUAAAGUGUGCAGAGAAAAGCAGUCUGCAGAUCAUGAAGCAGCUACAAAAUAUGUUGAAGAAUUUACGAAACUCGUAGUUGACAGAGACCUCAAUCCUGAGCAGGUGUAUAAUGCAAAUGAAAUUGCAUUAUAUUGGUGGGACACACUUAGGAAACAUAAACAAAAUAUGAAGAAGAGCCUGCAGGAGUCACAAAAUCUAAGGACAGGGUCAUCGGCUUAGAGUACUCAAAUCUACAAAUAUAAACUGGAGUAGUAGGAAAAUGUAAAUUCCCCAGGGCCUUAAAAGGUGUGUAAAAGGUUGAUAGUAACAUUGAGACUUUAGUCUCACUCUAUCACCUUUCAACAAAAAUAUAUAUUAGGAACAGAGGCAGGCGUGAAUAGUUAAUAGAAUAAGUUUUAUUUUGGUGAUGCUUAGCUUUACAAAACCUAUAUAAUUCAGCCUGGUCGCCGCUGGUUAACUUGUAAUCGGCAUCUGGAUAUUAAGAGCUUCGUUGAGGCAUGCCAAAGGAACAAGUAGUUGUCACAUCGUAAGCAUCGCGCUAGAGGCUUAGAAAGCGCGCGAAGCACUUUAAGCACUGGUUUUACUACGCAUGCGCACUCGAGGGGCUUCCGGGAAGGCAAGUCCCUUGCGCAUGCGUCGAUUGUACUUCCUUAAUGGCGGCCAUAAUUUCACGCCACUACAGGUGUUAGUAACUGAGCAAAUAAAGAGAGAUGGCUUGCAACUGAUAUUAGGCUAGAAUAAUUUGAAAAAAAAAAAACUUUGUACCAGAAGCCAGAGCACUGCACUUCUUAUGCCUACCAACAGACUACAAAUCUCUUAUUUUGGACAAUGCGUAAGAAAAAUAUUUGCGCACAGUAUUUACCAUCCAGCUGUGUACAUCCAAGAUCAAGACCAAGAAAUACUGCGCUCACUAAAGAAUUAUAACGAAGAUGUUUUUAACUCAGGACCACCGCUUAUAACGAAGUGGUGAGUGAAUGUGGAUAUAUUAAAACUUGACGUUCUGAGUUCAAAUUCUGCCGAGGUCGAAUUUGCCUUUCAUCCUUUCAGGGCAGUCGAUAAAUUAAGUAGCAGUUGCGUACUUGGGUCGUUUUACGAGUAUUUAAGCCUAGACGAGUUAAAACGAUCUCACAUAAUGACAGUGUGAAUCACGUACAUCGUUAUUGUAAAAUUUGUAUUUCGGACUGAGGAUGGUCGGUCGUCUUUUUUGCGAAAGAUUGAUGGAAAAAUAUGGGUGUACAGUUGCUGGCCACUUUACAAAUAGUUAGUUUGUUUGCUGUGAUUCAGAUCACAGUCUGUAGCAGUGACGUCACAGGUACCAUCCAGCAUCGUUUGAAGAGGAAUACCACAGACAAUAACCAAGUGAUUCUAAGAAUCGCUCAACCUCCUCACAGACAGAUAAAAUGCAUCUAUCCAGAAGUUCCCUGUGCAGAUAGCAGGCGCUGUUAUCACAGCAUAUAUGAACGCUGCAAUGGCGAAGAAGACUGCUAUGAUGGGUCCGAUGAGUUUGGUUGUCGGACACCGGAAAAUGAAAUUGAUGAGCAGAAAGAGCGUCCACCCCGACGGAAAGACAACUUUCCCGAACUCUUCAGGAAACUUGUCAUUGGAGUGAUGGUAAUCUUAGUAUUGCUUGGAGUACUGGCUUGUGUGUGUCACUUUCAAAAGUACACGAUGCGGGCUGUCUCCUGGGACUCUGAUUCCCUCGAUUCUGUAUCAUCAUUUUCGGCCCAACCAGAACCCCAAGACACCACUGGAGGAAACGCAAUAUGUCUCACUGAUUUUAGUUUUCAAAAACCUGCUGAAGAAUUGUCCACUAUGACAACACUAGACCCUUUCCCGCCUUCCGAAGUUAGCGGAGCCACCGGUGGGAGCAGCUUUAUGAUGCAGUCACCCCAGACGUCGACGUCAGCUUUAGAGUGCGUCAGUUGGGCAGAAAUACAUCCACCUCCACCAGGAAGCAGUGGUGCUACUGGUGGUGUUAGUGGUGCCAGUGGUGGCGGUGGUGCCACUGCUUCCAACACCUUGUCACCGACAUCCGCACUCGGGCAGCAGCGUGUGGACACGUGGGGUGUCCUGCAGCCAACAGUGCUGCCAUCUUCGCCACCAGCCUUACCAGUUGUACCACCCCGACCAUCCACCUCACCUGUAAUUAUAUCAUCCACUUCUGAUUUGCCCACUUAUGAAGAAGUUAUGACCCGUAGGCGGCGUGGAGAUGCUGAACUUUAAUAUCAAUAAUAAUAUUUCAAUUAUUGUUGAGGUUAUUGUCAUUAUUAUUAUUAUUAUUAUUAUUAUUAUGCUCUAAUUCUAUUUUCAUGAUUUAGCUUCUCUUUCUUUCACUGCUCUUGUUUGUUUUUUGUUUUCUUUGUUUUGUUUUGGU